GGCCAAUGAGUGUAUAUUGCUGCUCUCUGGUGACCUGAAGUGCUUCUAAUUAUCCUCAUUUGUACAUCACUUCGAAUAAAAGCAUCAUUAUCCUGACAAGAGUCGCUUUUAGUUCUAAAAGAGACUCUUGUCUUUGUCAUCUGACUCUUACAUGGAAUAAAUUUGCAAACGGUCAGUCUAGAAUUAGUGUGAAACACUGGGUGUGUUCUCUAAUAACCACAGGACGUGAAGUGAUGAUUUAUUGUGGUGAAGCCAAAUUUAAGACUUACUUUAAGGCCAACUUCCUCUUUUUAAAGCCCUAAUUGUAAUGCAGUGUUUGGUGAAGCAGAAACAUGCACAUAUCUAAAAUAGUUCUACCCCAAAAAUAUUUGCAUAAAUGCUGUGUAAAAACAAAAAGGAUUACCCAACUGCAGUGCAGCAUGUAAAUAUAAAACAUACUCAUACUCAUAAUCAUACACUGAGUAUUAAGGAUAGUUCCCUAAAAUGCAUUGUGCUGGAAAAAAGGAACAUCCAGUAAGACAUUUUAAAUCAGGCUAUCAGUCAAGCUAUUUAGUUUCACUACCUCCUGUGACUCACGAUGUUUGCCUGUUUGUUUUCCUUUAUUAUGUCUACAGCUAAACUGCAGUUUACACACAGAAGAGGAGUAGACACAAUAAUGGCAGUCAGGAUGAGACUCGUAGGAACAAUGACUGCCAUAAUCCUUAUUAUGUUCAUUCUGGCUCAAGGUCUCGAGUGCUCCCAGACAUGUAAAUGUGAUCAGAUGUAUUUCUGCAACUGUUCCUCAAACAACCUCCAUCAGGUUCCAACAGUUCCAUCAGAUGUGCUUGGCCUUGACCUGUCUUUCAAUCAAAUUGAGUCAAUCAACAUGACUGAUCUCAGCUCUUACAAUGAGCUGAUAAUCCUCAACUUGCAUAAGAACAAACUCAGGCAUAUACACAGGGAUGCAUUCAAGUCCCAACAUAACCUGGAAGUUCUCGAUCUCUCCUUAAACAACCUGAACAAUCUCUCUCCGUCUUGGUUUCACAAGUUAAAAUCUCUCCAGCAACUUAACCUUGUAGGAAACCCAUACUCAACUGUGGGACCUGCUCCAAUCUUCAAGUCUCUUGUAAACUUGAGGACACUUCACUUAGGUAGUCCUUCACUGAGAGAGCUACACAAGAAUGGCCUAGAUGUGCUCACUCAUCUGGACGAGAUGACAUUUUUUGGCAGUAACCUGAGGUCAUAUGAGAACGGGAGCUUGAAAGCAGCUCGUCCCAUCGGUUCAGUCUCUUUGAGUCUACAGAAUUUGUUUGAGAGUGAUCCAGAACUAGUUUCCAAGGUCCUUCAAGAUGUCUCCCACCCUGAAACUCUGCUGAUAAUCAAAGAUGUCACUAUGAAAACAAACACAUCUACAGAACCCUUCAAAAUGGUGAAGGAAGGUGGCACUAAGAGCCUGACUUUCCAAAACUCCUCCACGACCGAUCAAGCCUUGACCUCUUUUUUAGAGUUCAUGGAUGGCUCUCCAUUGUCUUUUAUUGGACUUGAAGAUAUACAAUUUGUUGGGAUAGGAGAGUGGCAGAAAGCUAAAUACACACAUCAUGACAGCCUACGCACAGCCUACUUGCGUAAUAUUGAAAUAGAAGGUUUCUUUGGGUUUAGCAGCAUGAUAGAGUUGGGAUUUCUACUGAAGCACUUCCACAACGUGUCUGUGAUCAAUGCCACAGUGUUUGUGAUUCCUAAGGAAACCACAUUCCUGUUGAAAAAUCUAGAAUACAUGGACCUCAGCCAGAAUCUCCUGACAGACUUGACUAUUCAACCAACACUGUAUACAGGAUCUGGCGCAUAUCAAAACCUCAACAUGCUCAAUGUGAGUCAGAAUGUUUUAAAAUCUCUCGGGCUGAUGUCUAGGUUGGUCACCAAUCUUAAAAAGCUCAAAUAUUUAGACUUAAGUUAUAACAGUUUUGUUUCAAUGCCAGAAAAGUGUAGCUGGCCUGUUACUCUGAGGUUUCUGAACCUUUCAAGCACAAAGUUAAGCACAUUGACUCCUUGCUUGCCUUCGAGUUUGACAGUUCUGGAUCUCAGCGAAAAUGAUCUUAAGGCGUUCAAGCAAAGAUUUCCUCAUCUCACUACACUUAUACUGACAGGCAAUCGCUUAAUGAAACUGCCAGAUGGGAAAUUAUUCCCAAGCCUAAAUACAUUGCUGAUACAAAGGAACGCCUUACGGAUGUUCAACCAAAGCUCUUUGAGGAGUUUUAAAACUCUGCUUUACUUGGAGGCAGGUGCCAACAAUUUUGUGUGCUCCUGCAAGUUUGUUUCUUUCUUUAAAAAGGACGUUGAGGAUUUGAUCACCCUACAGGAUGGCCGUCAAAAUUACGUAUGUAAUACUCCCUUCACUCUCAGAGGUAAUGCGAUUGACAGUGUCAGACUGUCUGUGUUUGAGUGUUAUAUGAUCCCUGCCGUCUCAGUGCUUUGUUUUGGGAUUAUCACAGCACUCGGUCUUGUUGUGUUAACCUGCCACAAGCUUCACGUCAUAUGGUACCUGCAGAUGACUAAAGCAUGGAUACAAGCCAAACGGAAACCUGCUGUCGGUCGAUUACCUGAAGAGCUCCGCUAUGAUGCUUUUGUGUCUUACAGCCAACAUGACGCUGAAUGGGUCGAGGAGAUUCUUGUUGCUGAGCUUGAAGACACUCAGCCUUCGUUUUCCCUGUGUUUGCACAAACGGGACUUCAGACCGGGCCGCUGGAUCGUGGACAACAUCAUUGACUCAAUUGAAAAGAGCUAUCGAACUCUUUUUGUUCUGUCGGAGCACUUUGUGAGCAGUGAAUGGUGCCGUUACGAGCUGGACUUCUCACAUUUCCGCAUCAUGGAUGAACACAAUGACUCCGCUGUCCUGGUGCUUCUGGAACCAAUAAAGAAGGAGACGAUUCCCAAACGCUUCUGCAAGCUGAGAAAGAUUAUGAACUCCAGGACGUAUCUGGAGUGGCCUGAGGAUGAGGACAAGAGAGAUGAGUUUUGGAGCAAUCUGAGAGCCGCUUUACAGAGAGACGAGUGUUAAGCUGUUGUGGAAAGAUGGCCGGUGUCCUGACAUUUUAUUCUACCCAUCAAAUUAUGCUGUAUUUGAAUAGUUCUGAGGUUGGGGUUAGGGAUUAGGUAGGUUAGGGUGAUAUUACAGCUUCAUAUCUCUACAUUAAAAUUUACACUGGUAGCAAAAUCUGAUGGGUAGCAUAUUACGUCAUCAAAAUGUGCUACCUACUUGUUGAAUGGGAGGUAGGACAAUCUGACAAGGUAGGACAAAUCGACAGAACGGGUUUGACUGACAAAUACAUCCCCAAAAUAUGGACAUUAUCCAAUAAUUUCACUGACAUUUCCAUUAACAAUGCACCAUGUAAAGUUUAAAAUACUGGUAAAACACCUGUAUGAACAUCUGUAUUAAAAUCAUUCAUAGUAAUAGAUUUUGCAUCAUUUUUCAGACAAAGCUUUCCCAAAGACCAGUAAAACUGCACUGGAAAAAAAAAGAUUCAUUGGGUUUACAAAUUUUUUUUAAGGUAAGUGGUAGCAAACAAUUGAUUUGGACUGAAUUUAAACAAACAGAUUAAAUUUAGUAAUGUUCAACUUAAUUUGAGUGUUUAAACAUAGGCCACAUAAAAAGUUUUCUACCAGUUACCUUAAAAAAAAUAUUGUAAAACCAAUGAAUAAUUUUUUUUCAAUGUGGUACAAUACCAACCAUUUAGUUACAGAUUUGCAAGUUAUUAAAAUCCAAAAUGAAAUAAGGCUGGAAGCUGAAAUAAAACUGAAAUUGUCACAAAUAGAGGGCAAUUGCACAAAAGUGGAAUCAAGAAUACUAGGAUAACAAAAAGGGCAGCUUUGGGUCCUCCUGGCUUAGUCCGUAGCAUGUUUGCUGAUCCAGGAUGAGAAUGAGCCGCUAUGUCAAGCCUGAUGUUGAUAGCCAGGAUAAGCAGGGGUGAAUUUAACCAACUAGCGAAGAGGCUGCUUAGGGCCUCAGGAAGUUUGGGGGACCCCAAUGAAUAGAGGUAUAAAUUAUACACAUAAUCUCAUUAUAUCAUAACAUCAUAUUUUGUAUGGUAAGGGUCUAACAAAUUAAAUUUGAACGUAAUUAUAAAAUCUACGCAAAUUUGUCUCUCACCCCCAUUCAUGAGGCAGUCCAGCAGUCAAGUAAACAUUCAGUUUUAAAAACAUUAUUUUCAAUUUAUUCCUUUUUUUUUAGUUGUGAAUCAAUUUUAGGACAUCACUGUAGCGCAGUGGGUAGCACGAUUGCCUCACAGCAAGAAUUGCAUUUCUAUGUAGAGUUU
Molecule: messenger RNA, 4289 nt
Organism: Danio rerio (zebrafish)
Lineage: Eukaryota; Metazoa; Chordata; Actinopteri; Cypriniformes; Danionidae
Source: RefSeq, a predicted model, not a curated record